GAGCUUUCUUUCCCAAAUCAAACUGAAUCCAAAGAAGUAAAACAUAGAAACAAAACACCUUUCAUCUCUUUCAUAUUCAACUGGCAAUGGCUCAAAAGGAUAGGAAUACAAGGAUGGCUCAAAGGGCUUUUGAAAUGGUCGAUAAGGUGUACGGUAGGUCCCCGAAAAUAAGCCCUCCAGUACUGUAUGUUCCUAGAGACGAGUCUGCUGCCCAUUUUAACCAAAAUUCUUACGAAUAUGGUGGUCCACAAGUUUAUACCGUAAAAGAGGGAACUAAUACGACAAGUUGCCGCCGAGUCAUUUAUCAGUAUUCAAAGGAGUCAACCACAAAGGAACCGGUUGUUUCUCUCCCCACGGAACAUAUUCAAUACUUCGGUGGUGUCCGUCCUCAUAUAGGCCAUGCAAACAGGUUUGAGACUCCUAAAGGACGGGCUAUUAGCUGCGACGAGGCCGUCCAACUCUAUGGAGGGGUUCUUCUAAAGGAAUAUUAUCGUAAAUAAGCCGGGGAAAACUAAAAUAAUGUUGAAGAUGGAGGAUGAGUUUGUAUAAAAGUGUUUAUAUAUAGUUGUUAAAUUACGGAAAAGUGCAGACCAACACAUAUGCGAAAGCUUGUUGUAAUAUAAUGGUUUUCACUUAGAAUAAGCUUUAGACCACUACCAAGUGUUUGUGUCUGUUAAGUAUCUACAAGUACUUCAGGUUGAAGCUUUAUGUGACAUACAAUCCUAGGGUGAUACUUCUGAUGAUGAUACAUAAUAUGUUUUCUUAAUGCA
Brassica napus (rape) is the source of this 770-nucleotide messenger RNA. RefSeq lists its product as uncharacterized. The transcript has a single exon. The record is from RefSeq and is a predicted model, not a curated record. Bases 87 to 500 code for a protein of 137 amino acids. Lineage: Eukaryota; Viridiplantae; Streptophyta; Magnoliopsida; Brassicales; Brassicaceae.